CGGUGCAGGCCGCGCGGCACAGAGGCGGAGGCCACAACGGCCGCGGCCAAGAGAGACAGAAGGAAGGCGACACGUGAGCUCUCUCUCACGACUCUGCGGAGUGGUCGAGCUAGUCCAACUUGGGGUUGCCUUGCCUGAUUGCCUCGCCGGUCGCCGCUCGCCUAGCCCUGCCGCGCUCUGUUCUCGGCGCCACAGCGGCAAAUGCUGGCUCCCAGACAGCACCUGUUGCUGCUGCUGCUCCUCGCGGCGGCCUGGAGCGCAGGUCUGAUCUGCAUCGCCGCGGGGGAAAGCGGAGGUGGCUCCUGCGAGCUCUCGGUCGCACGCGGUGGCGCGCUCUACAACUUCAGUCUCGCGGCGCCGACGCCGGCGCACCGCCACGGCGUGCUCAGCGAGGAUGGGUUUUACAGGGUGGCGAUGAAUGAUUCAAUAAUCUGGUUCCAGCUGUGUGACCAGAUGAUAUUCAACUUUGACCCACCUGUGUGUCAUCUCUGUGAGGACUGUGGUGGUCCAUUGAGGUGCGGCACCCAAUGCAGUGCACUUGUGUCAAAUAAUGUUGGAGGGUAUGAUGUUUGCACAACCAUUGGAAGGGCGUUUGGAUCCCAUAUAUCUCUAAUAGACCAGGGUAAUCCUCAAAAGGGUGUCGUUGUCAAGAUGUUCUCAUCAAAGUGCUCUAUUUCUGUUCUCGUCUUUUGUGAUUCAGCUGUAGCCGAACUAUCGGAUAAAUUUAGCCAAUCUGGAAAUUGUGAUUACGUUACAAUACUUAGGCACCCUUCUGGUUGUGCAAGAUCAGUUUCUGCUUCUGGAAAUGGCUGGGGAUGGUUAGGCACUUCGUUCAUAACAAUUUUGUGCCUUCUUGGAGGGUACAUUUUGAUCGGUGCAAUUUAUAGAUAUUAUUUCCUUGGCAUUCAUUCUAUAGAGGCCAUUCCGAACCUGGAGUUUUGGAUCAGUUUACCACAAAAAGUUAAGAGCAUGUUUGUCUCUUCAACAAGAAAUCCAAGAAGUCGCAGCAGAGAUAGCAGAGGUCCAUAUGCCACCCCUGUAAACCAUUGAAAAGUAGGAACCCAAGAACAGUAUUGGCAGCCAUACAGUUAACAAGUAUGUGGUGGCUUAACCUUUUUAUUUGUGCCAUUAUGUUAGGUACCAUCGAUGAAUCAUGUAUCUUACUCCUUGUAUAUUGGUGAUUGAAUAUCUUAUUGUGCUAUUCAUGGGGAGAAGUGAGCCAGUGAUUAUAAUUAAGUCCAGUAGGUCCUUACACUACCUGCCAUGAGUUUCCUUUCGCUCAUUUUCACUUUCAUUUCUGGGGUAAGGCGUAAUCUUCUCAAAUGUAUGAUAGUUGAUACUCCGCUAUUUAUUCACAUGAACCUAUUCAGUUU
Messenger RNA from Brachypodium distachyon (stiff brome), 1373 nucleotides. RefSeq lists its product as uncharacterized. The coding region runs from base 202 to 1050 and encodes 282 amino acids. NCBI's taxonomy places the organism in Eukaryota, Viridiplantae, Streptophyta, Magnoliopsida, Poales, Poaceae. The record is from RefSeq and is a predicted model, not a curated record. The transcript has 11 exons.